Molecule: messenger RNA, 1053 nt
Organism: Talaromyces rugulosus
Lineage: Eukaryota; Fungi; Ascomycota; Eurotiomycetes; Eurotiales; Trichocomaceae
Exons: 6
Coding region: 1-1053 (350 amino acids)
Cellular component (GO): cytoplasm
Molecular function (GO): 2-oxoglutarate-dependent dioxygenase activity
Source: RefSeq, a predicted model, not a curated record
AUGGCGCAACCAAGAGAGAACCCUGGCCCGUUUCCGAGGUUCAAAGGGCCGCUGGAGUUGUCUGGUGCUCUGGACAAAUAUGAGUCUAUCGAGGUCACUCCCGUACUUGGGAGAGAAUUCCCAACGGCUAAACUUCUUGAAUGGAUGGAUGCUCCAAAUUCCGAUGAGCUGUUGAGGGAUUUGGCAAUCACCGUGUCCCAGCGUGGUGUUGUUGUUUUCCGGGCCCAAGAUGGUGUUGACACCGAGGUCAUCAAGAAACUUGCCAUACGGCUAGGAGAGCUUACGGGACGGCCCAGUGAAAACGGACUUCAUAUCCAUCCCUUGUUCAAUUCUGAACGGGACCAUGGUGGAGCUGAUAACCAGAUCAAUUGCGUCAGCUCUGAGGACCGUAAAAGAGUGUAUGCUGCCGAGCAACACCAGAAGAAGAAGGUCCAGUCUCAUAAUAACUGGCAUUCCGAUCUGGGUUUUGAGGCAGUGCCGGGUGACUACUCUGUUUUUGUACUUACUGAAGUGCCUGAAACUGGAGGAGACACAUUGUUUGCCUCGGGAUGUGAUCUGUACGACCGAAUUUCGACACCGAUGCAGAAAUUUCUCGAGACUCUCACAGCUAUUAAUGCCAGCCCCAAGCUGGAGCAAAUCGCCAGAGACAAUGAGUUCUCCAUGUACACCAACCAGAGAGGAUGCCCACAGAAUGUUGGCACUGUUUUCCGACACGAGCACCCCGUCGUCAGAACCAACCCAGUGACUGGAUGGAAGUCGAUCUACGCUCUUGGUCAGAACACAGAGAGCAUUAAAGAUUUGGCCCCUGAGGAGAGCACCCUGCUUCUCGACUGGAUCAUCAACAUCCUCUACAAAAAUCACGACACACAGGCGCGAAUUCGUUGGAAACAGAAUAAUGACGUCGCUAUCUGGGACAACCGUAGCGUUUUCCACUGUGUGACAUGGGAUUACGAUCACUUGGGCCCACGGAUGGGGAAGAGAGCUCUUUGUGUCGGCGAGAGGCCGUACUUUGAUCCCAACUCCAAAUCUCGCCAGGAAAGCGUUGGCUAUUAA